Molecule: messenger RNA, 2625 nt
Organism: Cydia fagiglandana
Lineage: Eukaryota; Metazoa; Arthropoda; Insecta; Lepidoptera; Tortricidae
Gene: CaBP1
Product: protein disulfide-isomerase A6 homolog
Exons: 8
Coding region: 142-1413 (423 amino acids)
Biological process (GO): response to endoplasmic reticulum stress
Cellular component (GO): endoplasmic reticulum lumen
Molecular function (GO): protein-disulfide reductase activity; protein disulfide isomerase activity
Source: RefSeq, a predicted model, not a curated record
UGCCUUGACACUCGCGAAAGAAUUGACGUGUAUUUAUUUCAACCGUUGUUUCGCCGAUGACUCUCUCAAAGUUGUAAAAAUUGCAGAACAAAUCCGGUGUUUCGUUAGCUAAUAAGUUAAAGUAGCGUUAAAUUAGUGAAAAUGUUUCAUACAUUAUACCUGGGGGUAUUGUUAUGCGUGGCGGGGUCUCAGGCCUUGUACGACUCGUCCUCUGAUGUGGUGGAGUUAACGCCCAGUAAUUUCGACCGUCUAGUCACAAAUUCCGAAGAAGUAUGGAUCGUAGAGUUUUACGCCCCGUGGUGUGGACAUUGUAAAAACCUCGUACCAGAAUAUAAGAAAGCUGCUAAAGCACUAAAGGGCAUUAUAAAAGUGGGUGCAGUAGAUGCUGACCAGCACAAGAGCUUAUCAAGCAAAUAUGGAGUCACUGGUUUCCCCACAAUCAAGAUCUUCACUGGCUCGAAGCACACUCCGUACCAGGGCCAGAGGACUGCUGAUGCAUUCGUUGAUGCGGGUAUCAAGGCAGCUAAGGAUCGAGCGUAUGACAAUUUGGGCAAGAAGUCGGGAGGCUCCGGAGAUAAGUCGGACGUGAUCACGCUCACAGACAGCAACUUCAAGGAGCUGGUGCUGGACAGCGAGGACCUGUGGCUGGUGGAGUUCUUCGCGCCCUGGUGCGGCCACUGCAAGAAUCUGGAACCACACUGGGCUAAGGCCGCCACGGAGCUCAAGGGCAAGGUGAAACUCGGAGCCCUCGACGCCACCGUCCACCAGGCAAUGGCGAGCCGCUACCAGGUCCAGGGCUACCCCACCAUCAAGAUGUUCCCCUCGGGCAAGAAGACCAGCGCCUCCGCGGAGGACUACAACGGCGGCCGCACCAGCAGCGACAUCGUCACCUGGGCUCUUGAGAAGCUUGCUGAGAAUGUGCCCGCACCUGAAGUACUACAGAUCGUGUCUUCAGAAACGAUGAAGGCAUGCUCCGAGAAGCCCCUGUGCGUUGUCUCGGUGCUGCCACACAUCCUCGACUGCAAUGCGGCGUGCCGCAAUGAUUACCUCGCCAUUCUCAAGAAACUGGGCGAGAAAUACAAGAGCAAGAUGUGGGGCUGGGUGUGGUCGGAAGCCGGUGCGCAGACCGCUCUAGAAGAAGCGCUGGAGCUGGGUGGCUUUGGCUACCCCGCCAUGGCGGUCGUCAACGCCAAGAAGCUUAAAUUCUCCACCCUCAGAGGAUCCUUCUCCGAGACCGGCAUCAACGAGUUCCUCAGAGACCUGUCAUUCGGGCGCGGCCAGACUGCGCCCGUGCGAGGCGCCGAGAUGCCCGCCAUCGUGUCCGGGGAGCCCUGGGACGGCCAGGACGGCCAGCUGCCUCCCGAGGAGGACAUCGACCUCUCCGACGUCGAUCUCGAGAAGGACGAGCUAUAGACGAGGCCGGUCACCGUGCGAGGACUGUCAGUGCGCUCGUUUGGGAAAAUAAGUUUCUAACCUUAAAAUUAUUUUAAAAACAAGUGUUUUUUUAUGAUAAAUGAAUAUGGUGAUUUUGAGAUUAGAAUUUAAAGAAAGGGCGGUGAGUGCACAUUGUGUUGUGUCGAUCAUUAUCAUAAGUCAUUAAAUUCAGAUUAAAGAAACACAAGUUACUUCGCAUGCAUUUGUGUUGUUAAAUUCUUCUUCGCUAGGGAAUUUAACAACACAAAUAAUACAUAGUUGCAAAUUUCAAGGCUCAAACUUUUUGAUAACAAGAUCUAAAGCGAAUAGCUUACAUUGACAACUUUUAUUGUAAAAAUAACCUCUUGAUCUUUUAUAAUGGCAAAAUUACUUAGAUGUGUCGAACUAAAAUUAAUUUGAAAGCUUAUAAAAACACUAUUUUACUAAAAAUCUGUUUUUCAAUACGUUCUGUAUUACGACGCUUAUUUUAUGAAGUUCAGACUAUUUCUACUAUUCUGUUUUCCAUAUAUUAUUCUGCUAUAAAACAAUUUAAGAUCUGGAUAUAAAAUUGUGUCGUAGUCUCAAAGGUCCCACUUUGUCGAUUACCAUAAGGGCGAGAUUUGGUUGAAUCUUUAUACGAAUAACUGCCAAAGCGCCUUUAUGGCAAAACUCCAAAGUCGGACGUUUUGCCGGCCGUGGACACGGUUGUUUUCUAGUAAAAUAUCCAUGUACGGUAGACGUCUGACUCGUCUAAAUGACCUCCAUAAAGGUGACAGCAGGGUUUCAACUAUUGGGCAUUAUCGUAUUGACCAUUGGGAUGUUUACUUUACGUAUUCAUUAUGUAUAUCUACAUCACACUAGACUCACAACUGGUUAAUCUAAUCAUGCAUUUAUUGGGAGACGACGCGUGAAUGUGAUGAGUGUUAUGUAAUUUAAUUUUUAGGAACGUAUCUGUUAUCUCUUAUCUCAAUUUUCAGUAAUGACUCAUUGCAAUAUGGCUCAUAUUCCAAAUAACUUAUCUGACUGCAGUUGUUUCCGUUACUGAUUGUAAAUCACUUUCAUAUCUCUAGGAAAACUGUUUUGUAAAAUUUGUAAUAAUACUCUUCCAUAAAUGUAACAAAAUUAUAAUAGUUAGCAUAACAGUACAGUAAAAUUUAGAUAAUUUUAUGAAAUACAAAAUGAAUUCUUUCCUAAUAAAUUUACAAUUAUACA